Molecule: messenger RNA, 1218 nt
Organism: Corapipo altera (White-ruffed manakin)
Lineage: Eukaryota; Metazoa; Chordata; Aves; Passeriformes; Pipridae
Gene: DHRS9
Product: dehydrogenase/reductase 9
Exons: 6
Coding region: 1-1161 (386 amino acids)
Source: RefSeq, a predicted model, not a curated record
AUGCGGGUCUUGGUGCACAAGUUUAUGAGCGACUUGGGCUGUUUCUAUGUUCUGACACUGGAAAUGACUGGUGAAGGCAACUCCUCUGCUCCAAGUUCUAAAUCAGCAAUCAAAGGAAAUGUCAUUGCCUGGCACGUCACUGCAAAUGGACUGGGGCUUUCAUUUUCAGACUCACUGCACAUAGCAAUUCUGGCUUCCAUAUUUUCUCUUAUAAUUUACUGGCUCAUCAGAGACAGAUACAGAGUAAGAAACCUGAGUGGAAAGCAUGUCUUCAUAACAGGCUGUGACACUGGACUUGGAAACUCCCUGGCUAAAUGGCUUGACAAAAGGGGAUUUUGUGUCAUUGCUGCAUGUGCCACAGAAAAAGGAGGCCAAGAGCUACAGUCCUGCUCUUCACCCUCACUGAAGACAGUGAAUCUGAACUUAGCAGACUCCAACAGCAUUGCCAGGGCUGUGGGGUUUGUGACUGAAGAGACAGCUGGCAAAGGGCUUUUUGGCUUGGUGUGCAAUGCUGAAGGAACAGCUCCUGUAGCACCCACUGACUGGCUGAGGAUUGAAGACUUCCAUUCAGUGCUGGAUGUUAAUCUGCUGGGAUUGAUUGAAAUCACACUCAAGCUUCUGCCACUUCUGAAAAAAGCUGAGGGAAGAGUUGUCAAUCUAAUUAAUGCCAAAGGCCUCAUGGCUUUUGUAGGGGGUGGCUAUAGUCUGUCCAAAUGGGGCAUGGAAGCUUUCUCUGACACUUUACGGAUAGAGAUGCAGCAUUUUGGAGUGAAAGUAAGCGUUGUUGAGCAUGGUUUCUUUAAGGCAGCAGUAGUUAAUUCAGAUAUCACCGAGAAAUACCUCUUCAGACUUUGGAACGGACUGACUCCUGAGACCAGGGACUCCUACGGAGAAGAAUACUUUGUUGAAUAUGUAAAAGCACAAAGAUCUUCAGUCAGAAGACUGUGUGACCAUGAUAUUUCUAGUGUCAUAAAAUGCAUGGAACAUGCCCUGAUAGCAAAGUACCCAAGAACACGAUACAGAGCUGGAUGGGAUGCAAAGUUCUUUUGGCUGUUUCUCUCCUAUGCCCCAAGCUGUUUAUCUGACAUGCUGUUGCGUAUGAUGUUUCCAGCUCCAGCAGACAGUGGGAGAUCAGUUCCUGGAGUUCUAAUUAAUGUCUAGUAUUAAAACAGUAUCAGCUCUGCACAAAUAAAUACUAAUUCUGUCAAAAUCAGGUGU